AUGACUGCACCGAGCCACUCUUCCACUCGGGCCCCCUCACCGUGCUACCAGGAUCCUCAGCCUCAAGAGCAGGACACGCCCUGUGAGGCUUUCCGUCAGCGCUUCAGGCAGUUCCAGUACGAAGAAGCAGACGGUCCUCGGGAAGCCUUCUGCACACUCUGGGAACUUGGCUCCCAAUGGCUGAAGCCUCAGACACGGUCUAUGGAGAAGAUCCUGGCUCUGCUCGUGUUGGAGCAGUUCCUGCAUAUUCUACCCACAGAUGCGGAGACCAGGAUGUACAUGCUCAGCCCGGAGACUAGACAAAGGCUGUUCACCCUCAUAGAAGGCCUACUGAGAGAUGACGAGAGACCGGGAGAAAGGAUCAACAUGAGUGAUAUACUCUUGGAAGAACUGGUGUCCAUGGGUAUAUUACUCACACCAUCAAACACACGUGUGACACCACCUGUACCCCAGCUAACGGAACCUGCCCAGGAGCUCCAUGAAUUCUUACUGGAAGAGCCACUGGAAAUGAACUAUUAUGGACAUGAAAAAUACCAGGACUUGUUUAACGUUGAUUAUAAACAUCUGGAACCUCCUGGAAUAGAACCUCCAGAACAGCUGUUGGCCAACUACAAGGAUCCUCAGAAAGAAGAGAAUUCCUGCCUAGAGGAGAUGCCAGGGAGCUCCGCAGAAGCACAGACUCUCAUUGAUGAGGCCUGCCAGCCGGCUGGUCCUACUGAGAAGCCUGGCCCUCGUGCUCAGUUAGGGCUCUGUUCUGCUCAUCUGAAAAGUCUCACAAGAAAGGUAGUCAAAAAUGGUCCCAGAGGUGGGACAGGAUCCUUUCGUGGUUCACUCAUUAAUGGGCACCUGUUUGUCAGCCAGGAAGAGAAUACCCAUGAUAAUGCUAUGGGCAAUAAUCCAUUUACUGACGAGGCCUCCUUUAGUGUGACACAGGCAAACUAUAUUGAUGAAGAAAGACAGCAAUGUACGCUGUGUAAGAGGGAGUUCAUGUUUAAACUGGGCCUGAGAGAAAACGUGAACCCUUUUACAAAUUCCAAAUCUCACCAAUGCGCCCUCUGUGGGAAAAUGUUUAAAGGGAAGUCACAUCUUGAUUCACACAAAGUAAUACACACCAGAAGGAGACCAUUUGUAUGUGAAUACUGUCAGAAGAGCUAUAAACACAAAUCUAGCCUGCAGAGACACUUAAAAAUUCACCCAAGCCAGGCUUCUUAG
Messenger RNA from Meriones unguiculatus (Mongolian gerbil), 1212 nucleotides. RefSeq names its product zinc finger protein 449-like. Bases 1 to 1212 code for a protein of 403 amino acids. The record is from RefSeq and is a predicted model, not a curated record. The transcript has 3 exons. NCBI's taxonomy places the organism in Eukaryota, Metazoa, Chordata, Mammalia, Rodentia, Muridae.